Tachysurus vachellii is the source of this 5098-nucleotide messenger RNA. It is a transcript of the gene sash1a, whose product is annotated as SAM and SH3 domain containing 1a. Gene Ontology annotation, molecular function: protein binding. Bases 471 to 4277 code for a protein of 1268 amino acids. The record is from RefSeq and is a predicted model, not a curated record. Lineage: Eukaryota; Metazoa; Chordata; Actinopteri; Siluriformes; Bagridae. The transcript is spliced from 20 exons.
GGAAGUGUAACGAAACGGGAAUGCGGCUUGUUUUUGAUGUGUUAGGAGCUGAGAAAUCGACACAUCAGCUGCUGUUCGGCGUCACGCUGUCAAUAAAGACAACAACAACAACAAAGGUGAAGCAGGUGACUUGGGAAUAUUCACAGAGUCAGCUUGGAGGCAUGAGGCGUGCUCAGAUUGUUCAAUGUGCUGUGAAGACAUUUAAAUCGGAUCUUAGGUGAAGGAGCGUACAGAAGAGAAAACGUUAACGUGACUUGAUAGUUUGUGUCUCUGUCAUCACUUAUGGAUAUCUUGCUUCCAUGCACUGGCCACUGGACAGCUGUUUUGGUGGCAUGUACACUGGCUGAGAUGUGAUCCUGACACCUUUACGCACCUUUACGCAUUUUUACGCACCUUUACGCGCACGCACGUGUACAUCCCCUGUCCUCAGGUAGCCUCCUAAAUACACCACCUUAUAUUUCUGUGACAAAAUGAUGAGCACCGGUCCAAGCAUCGUGUACGAGUGGCUGAAAACGCUCCAGCUAUGUCAGUAUGUCGAAGCGUUCGUGGAUAACGGCUACGACGACCUGGAAGUUUGUAAACAGAUCGGAGACCCCGACCUGGACGCAAUCGGCGUGUUUAUACCACACCACCGACAACGGAUUCACGACGCCGUGACAAGACUCAAAGACGAGGACAAGCAGGCUGCCUCGGGGCUUUAUUUCACCUUAGAGCCGCUGAUCCCGAGCCUCAGGGGAUCCAGGUCUUGGACAGAUCAAAUUGGAAUGACGUGCACGGGGUCACACAGGAACCUGACCUUCCAUAACCGGGAGCUUGUAGUCUACCCAAAACUGAAGCUGAAGAUCAUGAUCAGGGAUAAACUCAUUAGGGACGGGAUUAAUCUGGCUAGGCCUCCAUAUUCUAACAAGGAUGGCUCUCUGGGUAAUAUCGACGAUCUAGCGCAGGAAUACUCGGAAUACUACAACACGUGCUUCAGUGACGUCAGCGAGCGCAUGGAGGAGCUACGCCGGCGUCGCGUCUCCCAGGAACUAGAGAUGGAUAAAACAGACACCAGCUCCCUCCAUCUGAACUCUGAGCUCCAGGACUCCCUCAGUUUCAGCAGCCAGGUGUCUACGCCAGAAACGGAAAGAAAGAUUUCUCUGCACAAGUCCAACUCCGAAGACGGCUCAGGAAAAUGGGAUAGCAAGAAGAAAAACAAAUCUUUCUGGCAAAACUUUAGAAAAUCCCAGAAAGGGCUCACACGACAGAGCUCGAAAGGAGAGGACGUCGGCUACGUGGCCAGCGAGAUCACGAUGAGCGACGAGGAGCGCAUCCAGCUGAUGAUGAUGGUCAAAGAGAAGAUGAUCACGGUGGAGGAGGCGCUGGCUCGGCUUAAGGAGUAUGAGAGGAGCAGGCAGUUGAGCACCAGUUCAGACACUGCAGAGUGUGCUGAUGGAUCCAGUCCCUCUGUUAACCUGCCCUCCACCUGCAACUCUCGCGAACAGUCCGACGACGAGCAGGAAGACUCUGUGAAAUUCAAAAGGCUUCACAAACUGGUCAACUCCACACGCCGUGUACGCAAGAAACUUAUCAAAGUCGAUGAUGGCAAAAGGCAGGGGUCUGAAGACUCUCUGAGCUUGGACACGUCCCCUUCGUGCGAGGACACCAGCGCCCUGUACGCAGACGUCAAUAAAAAAGGCACCCGCUGCACGGUGGACUCGUCGCUGUCCUCUUUGACCAAGGAUCAGCUCUCAGUGGACGAAGACAGGGACAGCUUAAGUACGUCUCCAUCUUCUAGCAGCCUGGAGGCCUGGACCUCUGCACACAGGCUGGUAAAGCCCUCGCCUAAACCGCACGGCUUGGUCCGAGCUCUAGCCAGCACCGGCGCCGGUACCGAGGACGAGCCCCAGUCCAGGAAGACGUCCCUCUCUCACGGAAGGACGUGUAGCUUUGGGGGUUUCGAUCUGUCCAACCGAUCACUUCAUGUGGUCAGCACAGCUUCAGAGCCUCAUGAGCAGGAGGCUCUGAACAGGGACGUAAUAAAGUCUCCGACAAGCUCUCGCAUCUCUCUGGGAAGGAAAGUGAAGUCUGUGAAAGAGACAAUGAGAAAACGCAUAUCCAAGAAAUACAGCAGUUCUCUUUCUGAACAGUCCAGUCCAGAUGGGAUUCCCAGCUCUCCUCAAUCUCCUCAGCCAGACACUGACUCCCUGGAAAAGCCCAAACUAAAAGCAGGAGGAUCUGUGGAGAGUCUACGCAGCUCUCUGAGCGGACAGAGCUCCAUGAGUGGCCAGACUGUAAGCACCACAGACUCGUCUGCCAGUAAUCGUGAAAGUGUGAAAUCAGAGGAUGGGGAUGAUGAAGAGCCUCCGUACAGAGGGCCGUUCUGUGGCAGGGCCAGAGUGCACACAGACUUCACUCCCAGCCCUUAUGAUACAGACUCACUCAAACUAAAGAGAGGAGACGUGAUUGACAUCAUCAGUAAGCCACCCAUGGGCACGUGGAUGGGGCUACUCAACAACAAGGUCGGAACCUUCAAGUUUAUCUAUGUAGACGUCCUGGUGGAGGAGGAGGAGAAACCCAAACGCACCAUCAGGAGGAGAAGAAAGGGUCGAGCUCCAAAACCCAGCUCUGUAGAAGAGCUUUUAGAAAGGAUCAACCUAAAAGAGCACAUGCCUACAUUCUUGUUUAAUGGCUAUGAAGAUUUGGACACCUUUAAACUGCUUGAAGAAGAGGAUCUGGAUGAACUGAAUAUCAGAGACCCUCAACACAGAGCUGUACUGCUCACUGCUGUAGAGUUACUACAGGAGUAUGACAGCAGCAGUGACCCCGAGCGCAGUGCCCUCUCUGGCUCCCAGGAAAAACUCCUCUGUGAGGGGAGGGGCUUGGCAGCUAACUCCCCCCGGGACUCUGGUUGCUAUGAAAGCAGCGAAAACCUGGAGAACGGUAAGCCUCGUAAAUCUCGCUCAAGUCGCCGUUCUUCUGGCUUUGAAUCUGGUCGAGGCCAGUCUCUGGAUUUCCCCACACUUCCCAUCAGCAACUCCACUGAGGAGCUGCAGCAUCAGUCCAAGAAAGAACGCAAGUUCCCCAAGCACUUUCUUCCCCGCCCUAUCAAGGGCUUUAGCCUGCGUUCACUGGGCCUGAGAAAGGGUCUUCAAUCAGGACAGAUGAGUCAGAUGGCAGCCAGUCGUAGUUGUGAGGAGCUUGAUGGGACUUUAGAUGCUCCACAGUGCUGGAAAAGGUCUCACUCUCUGGGAGACCUACAGUGGCAGCAGGCCUCUGACCAGAGCAAGGAGAAAAGAAAUGAGACCCAGCAUGGUGAUAAACGGCAGAGAGAGGCAAACGCCGCAUUUCUUCAGUCCAGCACUCGGAACAGUGGAGAAUCCCAGUUGAACUCAAAAACAGAACUGUGCAGUGCAAAACGGGUCGAGAGACCUCUAGUGCCCACCCAACUGCCUCUUAAGCCAUCAUGCCAAGCUCCAGUUAAACAGCCAGACUCUGCCCCAACCAGCCCGGCACCUCGAACUCACCCCAAAAAGCCUCCUGUUCCCCCUCCUGUUCCUGCCAAAAAGUCCAAAGAGCGGGUAGUAAAUGGGUUGCGGCACCCAUCUUUGGCCCUGCCAGGUUCUAGUCCAGGCACACCAUCUCUGUCCUCUAAACUCAUAAGCAGUCCUACUAGCCCCUCUGAAAGUAUCCCAUCCACGUCAGUGUCUCCAGAUGAUUCAGAGAAACCGCCAGCGUGGCUCUCUGACUUGCCCGAGUCUGCCUGCCCACAGAUUCAGGGAGUCAAGAUAUCCCUCGGCAAGAAGAUCUCCCAUGCCAAAAUGACUGAUUUGGAGACGUUACUGGGGGAGAAGCUUUGCUCAGAGGGCAUCGAUCUUAUGGCAGAACCGUACUCGGAUAAGCAUGGCCGCUGCGGUAUUCCUCCACUGUUAGUGCAGAGAUACUCUGAGGACUUCCAGCAGCCACUGAAAGACGUGGCCUCCACUCUGGACCAAAUCAGAGUUAAGCAGCUACGCAAGGAGCACCGCAUGGCUAUUCCGACUGGAGGGUUGAUGGACAUGUGUCGGAAGCCCGUGUCUCCGGUGCACUUGAGCUCCAUAUCUGACUGGCUGGUGUCCAUUGGCAUGCCUAUGUAUUCCGAGCUCCUGCUGGCGGCGGGCUACGACACGCUGGGCUGCUUGUCUGCUCUUACUGAGGCAGCAGUACGCAAGGCAGGACUACAGGAGGAGCGACACAUCCGCCGGUUGCUUAGCGAAGCUCGGCUCAUCGCAGCCAGCAGCAGACUUAACGACUUGUGACUGCUUAAUGAAUAGCCACAAACUGCUGACUGCGCUGAUCUGAGGAUCAAACGUGUCACUUCCAGUGGAGAAAAAGUGCUGGAUGAGGAAUGGGAAAUAAACCUGGGUUCUCUGUAGCAUUUCAUGAAAAAUAUCUCUUCAUCUGCAUCUUCCAAGCAUUUGUUAUGUCCUUUUCUUUAACUCUGUGAUGCUGAUGUUUACAGAAAGGACUUCUGUGGCUUCCAGGAACUGUUAGUGGUGGAUCUUUGUAACAAUCCUAAAAGGCUUGCUUUUUUUUUUUUAAAAAAAAAAAAAGAAAGAAAGAAAGAGAAAUAAAGAAAGAAAGAGCACAUGAUUUUUAAACUUUUUCUAAAGAUUUUGGCUUAAGACUCAAGACUGUUUUGUCCUGAUCUGACUGAUGAAUGCUUGUUUGUAAGGAAGAAGGACAUUUUGUGCUUCUUCCAGCACGGCGAGAUGUCGUAGCCUGGCCAAAUUUAUGUAAUUUCCUGCAGGUUAAUCGGUUAAACGCGCAAAUCUUCAGCUCGUAGAAAUAAAUACUGUUAUCAGUUCAUUAUGGGAUGUUAGUUUUAAUGCUAGAUCGGAGUGUACGUUCUGAGCGCUUAGCUCCGGACGAUGUGUAUUUUAUUUUAUUUUAUUUGCUGGAGGGAAUAUAUUUGUAUAGUCUGUAAGCCAUUUCAGCUUCCUCUGUGCCAAGGGGUUAAGUUGUAAAGCAUUGUAAAGCCUUUUUUUUUUUUUUUUGCCUUCACUUACUUAAAGUAUACAUCUAAUAAUGUAUAUUCAGAUAGCAUUUAAUCAUUGAAUACACAGUAUCUUAACUUUCA